AUGCAGUUAUCAUGGAAGGACAUACCACCGGUGCCAACAUCAAAUGAUAUGUUGGACAUCAUAUUGAACAGGACACAGAGGAAAACACCUACUGUGAUCCGUCCUGGUUUCAAAAUCACUCGUAUUCGUGCUUUUUACAUGAGAAAAGUCAAAUUCACAGCUGAAGGUUUCGUUGAGAAAUUUAACGAUUUGCUUAGUGGAUUUCCUAAUAUUAAUGAUGUUCACCCUUUUCAUCGUGAUUUGAUGGAUACAUUGUAUGAAAAGAAUCAUUACAAAGUCUCUUUAGCUGCCGUGUCCAGAGCCAAAACUUUGAUUGAACAAGUUGCAAGAGAUUAUAACCGUCUUUUAAAAUUUGGUCAAUCUUUGUAUCAAUGUAAACAGUUGAAGAGAGCUGCUUUGGGUCGUAUGGCUACCAUCACAAAGAAAUUAAAAGAUCCUUUUGUUUAUUUGGAACAGGUGAGGCAGCAUUUGGGAAGAUUGCCAAGUAUCGAUCCAAACACUAGAACCUUGGUUAUUUGUGGGUACCCAAAUGUUGGUAAAUCAUCAUUUUUGAAAAGCAUCACCAAGGCUGAUGUCGAGGUUCAACCAUAUGCAUUCACUACCAAGUCCUUGUACGUUGGUCAUUUUGAUUACAAGUAUUUGCGAUUCCAAGCUAUCGAUACCCCAGGUAUUUUAGAUCGUCCUACAGAAGAGAUGAACAAUAUUGAAAUGCAAAGUAUAUAUGCCAUUGCGCAUUUGAGAUCAUGUGUAUUGUACUUUAUGGAUUUGAGUGAACAAUGUGGGUUUUCAAUUGAGGCUCAAGUCAAGUUGUUCCAUUCAAUCAAGCCAUUAUUUGCCAACAAGUCGGUGUUGAUUGUAAUGAACAAGUCAGAUAUUAUCAAGAUUGAAGACUUGGAUAAAGCAAACCAAGAAUUGCUCGAGACUUUGAAAGUUGUUCCAGGUGUUGAGAUUAUGCAAACUUCGUGUUAUGAAGAAGAUGGUGUUAUGCAAGUUCGUAACCAUGCAUGUGAGAAAUUACUCACAGCUAGAAUCGAGCAAAAAUUGAAGGGCACUGCAAGAGUCAAUAAUGUUUUGAACAAGAUCCAUGUUGCUAGACCACAACAAAGAGACGACGUUGAAAGAUUACCAUUUAUUCCUGAAGGUGCUAAAGAUUUGUUGAACUAUGAUGCCGAGGAUCCAAACAGACGGAAAUUGGCCAGAGAUUAUGAGGCUGAGAAUGGUGGUGCUGGUGUGUUUAAUAUUAACUUGAAGGAUAAAUAUAUUUUGGAUGAAGAAGAGUGGAAGCAAGACACUAUGCCCGAGUUUUUGAACGGUAAGAAUGUUUAUGAUUACUUGGACCCAGAUAUUGCAGCUAAAUUGCAAGCUUUAGAGGAAGAGGAAGAGAGGCUAGAGCAAGAAGGUUUUUAUGACUCUGAUGACGGUGAAGAUGAAGAUAAUAUGGAAGAUGCCGAAGAUAUUGCCGAUAUCAGAGCCAAGGCCCAAUGGAUUAGAAACAAGCAAAAGACAAUGAUUAUCGAGGGAAGAAAUAGAAAAUCUUUGAAAAACAAGGCUAUAAUGCCAAGAGACCAAAUCAAAAAGAGUAUUGGUGAUAUGGAAGAGCAUAUGUACAACAUUGGUCAUGACACUGAGAAAUUGCGUGAAACUAUUAACAAGAAGAGAAAGGCAGACGGUGAUAGUGGCAAGAUGUCGGGUGUUGAUGUUCUUAGACGCGACCAAGGUAUCAAGGCGCGUAAGUUAACCAAAAAGAAGCACGCACUUACCCAAUCAGAUAGGUUGAAUGAUGGUGUUAGUGAUGGUGCUAUGAGGUCUCAAGCCGAGCGUUUGGCCAAGAUUCAAAGGAGAGAGAGAAACAGAAUGGCAAGACAAGGUGAAGGUGAUAGACAUUCUACUGCUGCAUUGCCCAAGCAUUUGUUCAGUGGUAAGAGAGGUAUUGGUUCUAAUGAUCGUCGUUAG
Messenger RNA from Lodderomyces elongisporus, 1953 nucleotides. RefSeq names its product putative GTPase (gene NOG1). The record is from RefSeq and is a predicted model, not a curated record. Gene Ontology annotation, biological process: ribosomal large subunit biogenesis. Bases 1 to 1953 code for a protein of 650 amino acids. Gene Ontology annotation, cellular component: nucleolus. The transcript has a single exon. NCBI's taxonomy places the organism in Eukaryota, Fungi, Ascomycota, Pichiomycetes, Serinales, Debaryomycetaceae. Gene Ontology annotation, molecular function: RNA binding; GTP binding; GTPase activity.